This is a messenger RNA of Gaeumannomyces tritici R3-111a-1, 3503 nucleotides long. RefSeq names its product DNA replication licensing factor mcm10. NCBI's taxonomy places the organism in Eukaryota, Fungi, Ascomycota, Sordariomycetes, Magnaporthales, Magnaporthaceae. Gene Ontology annotation, molecular function: DNA replication origin binding; single-stranded DNA binding. Gene Ontology annotation, cellular component: nucleus; replication fork protection complex. The transcript has a single exon. Bases 416 to 2998 code for a protein of 860 amino acids. Gene Ontology annotation, biological process: DNA replication initiation; DNA replication. The record is from RefSeq and is a predicted model, not a curated record.
CAAUCAAUCGAAAUCCAACUGCCGACGGAGCCCAGAAGGAGGUUAUCGAUCAGCCUUAUCGAGGUCCCCCUCCCAUCAGCCGUCGCUAGACUGCUAGACUGCUACCUAAGUAGUGUCGGCCUAGGUACCGACCUAUAUCCAUCCGUCGUUCCACCUCCAGCAGCAACACCAGCCCGGGCGGGGCCGCAAUUCUCGUCGGGCGGCGUCUGUGUCACCGAGCAACGCCCGAAAAUUUCUCACAACUGGGAAGUCAUCGUCGUACCCGUCGCACCGCGCCACCUCCUGGCCGUCUGCGGUGUUGUGGGCCUGAUGCCCAUUCUCCCAGUCGCCGCUCUACCUAUGGGACCUCCCCCCUCGCGCUGUCACAGUUGCGCCAAACUGUCAACCUCAGGCUAGCCCGCCUCGACCGAUCCCGAUGCCGUUGCCCGAAGCCGAGCCCCAAUGGCCACCCCGCUCUCCGCAUGAGGCCCUUAUGGGGACGCCGGGUGGUCGCGAACGCCUUCGACGUCUCGCCGAGCGCACCUCGCCAUCGCCGUCACCGUCCAAGAUGAGGCCGUCCAGGACCGCGCCGAACCUGUCCUCGGGCGCUUUCUGCGACGACUAUGACGACGACGAUGCGGACGACGAUGAGGAGAUGCUGCAGCUCAAACUGCAGGAGAUCCAGGCCAAGCUGAAGCUGAAGAAACUGCAGAAGGCCGGAGGUUCACGGACAGCACAGGGAGCGCAAGGGAGCUCGGGCUCGAGGGCAAUGCCUCAGUUUUCCGCCGCGAGGGCAGAGAGGGCGGAGAAGCUGGCAGAGACAGGGAGGCAACAGGCCUCUGUUGAGGUCCCCGCGUCUCCCGUGAGGCGCGCGCCGCAGCAGGAACAACGAUCGCCUCUGAAAGUCACGCUCGGAAUCGACAAGGGGCUAAGGGCGCACGAUGUGUCGUUGAAAAGGGCCGGGUCCAACGCGCGCCAGUCGCAAGGCCAGACCCAGCAGCAGCAACAACGAUCUAGGGUGACUGGGACGUCUAGUUUUGAUGACGGCCAGCCGCAGAGGCCCCUUAGCUUCAACGAGCGUCUUGCCAUGGCUAGGACGGACGAGGUCAAGCGCCUAGAGAAACAGCAGAGGGUGCAGAAUCUACGAAGUGCCGCCUUUACGGUGGGAAAGGACGAGAUGGAAUCGUACAAGACCACAGCUGCAGAACUUCCAGACCUACCAGACCUACCACAGACCUACAGUCGUGCCGAGAUCGUCGGGGUUGAGAAUAGGCCACUAAAGGGACCUAGUAGCGGCGGGGGCUACCUCAAGCGGAGCAAUACCGCUCCUAGCAUCAAAGCAGGCGGCAGAUCGGGUGGUGUUGGUAGCGAUGGGGACAAGGACGCCGACAAUUCCGAUGCAACAAAGUCCAACCCGAAAGAUAAAGACGACGCUUCAUUUGAGUCGUACUCGGGUUUCCAUCUCAAAAAGAGGAUUCUGCCGCACGAGGUUCUCACCAGGUCAAUAACGGGCAAGAAGGUAUACCUCAUGAAGGAUUUUCUUCGGCAUGUCAAGGCGCCAGAUUGGUCGCUGCCGGAUGACGAGUGCGAUAUUGUGCUCUUCGCCGUGCUGGCUUCCAAGUCGGACCCCAAGUCGCACAAGCCCAUGGUGGACAGCGACGGCAAGGAAAAAGCCAGUGACCGGGGCAAGUACAUGGUCAUGACCCUCGUUGACUUCACCUUUGAGCUGGAGUUGUUCCUGUUUAAUACCGGGUUCGACCGCUUCUGGAAACUUACCCCGGGCACCGUGCUCGCGAUUCUGAACCCGACCAUCAUGCCGCCCCCAAAGGGGCGCGAGGCGACAAACAAGUUCAGUAUUGUCAUCAACUCCGACUGCGACACCAUCCUCGAGGUCGGCUCGGCACGCGACCUGGGCUAUUGCCAGUCUGUGCGCCGCGACGGCACCAAGUGCCCGACCUGGGUCAACUCGAAGCGGACCGAGUACUGCGAGUUCCACUCCAACGAGGCCGUCAGCAAGGCACGCAGCGCCCGCGUCGAGCUGAGCGGGCCCGGCUUUGGCAAGCUCAUGGCGCAGCUGAUGAAGGCGUCUGACGACCCCUCCAAGCCGUGGAAGCACAACUCGCGCCAGGGCUCGUACCGGACCGAGAAGGACAAGCGCGCGUACAACGACUACAAGGCCAAGCAGGCCGAGCACGGUCACUACGACCAAGAAUCGCAGUCGCGCGUCUUUGUCAGCCGCUCCGCCGGCUCAGCCGCGCUGCUGGACCGCGAGGGCGAGUUCCUGGACAAGCUCGGGCGUAACGAGGCCCUCAAGCGGCGCAUCGCCCAGCGCGAGCGCGAGAAGGACAUUGUCGCCAAGCUGGGAGCUGACGGGGUGGGCGCCGGUAGGGACUACAUGCAGAAGCGCGCGAAGCCUCCUUCCAGCACGGCGACGGCGGCCUCGUCGUCAGCCGCAUCCUCCUUCUCGUCCUACCUCCAUGCCGACGGCUCCGCGGGCGGCGGCAUGGGCGCGGCGGCCCUGGACCUGCUGGCGCGGGCAAAAAACACGCCCGCAAUCGACCUCGGCCCCGCUAAGCGCAAGCGGCCCGACUCGGUCACGUCGAACUCGACGUCCGGCGGCACCGUCAACUCGCGCAGCGGCGUCUCCUCACUCGGCUGGGGCACCGCCCUCCGGGACAGGCUCGGCAAGAUGAAGGAGGGCGCGUCCACCUCGUUCCCUCCUCCGAACCUGGCCGCUGGAACAUCAGCUGCCGGUGCCACGACUUCCUCCGGGUCCCGGGGCGACCGCUCCCCCGUCCGCAAAAAGACCCGCUUCGUCACGGACAAGGGCAUCCGUGAAGCCGGCCGGGAGAGCCUCGGGGCGGAACUCGCCGCUAGCACCGGGGCGACAACUGAGAAGGCACCUGCUGCCACUGCUGUUGCUGCUGCUGCUGCCGCCGCCGUAGCUACCAGGAACAAGCUGCUGCGGCGCGUCGUCGUUGAGGACGAUGUCGAUGACGACGAACUACUUAUCGUGUAAAGCGUGUAAAGCGUCCAUCUUGGUUUUUCCUUUCUCUUUUUUUCCACCUACUUUUCUUCAAGACAUUCCCUGAUUCUUAACUUUCCUUUGUCAUAAUUUUUUUCCACUAUGGCCCUGGAACAACGCAAAAUAAGCGCGCCCACCCACGCACCUUUUCUUACACCAUAAACAAAACAGACGCGAUACCCCCCACAAAACAGUAUGAACCACGGCUGUACAUAUUGGACAUCUAUCUAUGUAACAUUGGCAUGGCACGGGUUAUGGCGCAUGGAUCUGCAUUUCUCGUCCAAAUACAUCUAUAUCUGCUCUGUGCGCGAUGGAAGCAAACUCCCGGAGCAGUAUGAUGGAGCUCUUUACUUGACAGCAGUAGCGUCCUCGCUUGACACGUGAUUGUAUCUUGGUGUGUAUGUAGUAUUACCUGUGACGCACUUACUAUGGAGGCACCUACCUAUGUAGCACUGCAUAUCUCCCCUUUAUUCAUCUCGAUUCCAAGAUGAUGUGUUGG